UCUCAAAUUCCAUCGAUUCCAACGGAUCAUUCAUUUAUUCGCUCGUUCUCUCUCUACAAUUAUCUUCUUUCCUUUUUGUUUUCUUCUUCUCUCUCUCUCCCUUCAUCCGAGAAACCAUCUAUUCUCUAUUUUUCAUCAGCAAGUUUGUCGGAGAUCGGGUGUGUGAUUUUUCACCUCUUCUUGUGGAUCUGUCUCAUGUUUGUUAGUUAAUGGACAAUGUGAUGUUAAUCGAAUAGCACACAACGAAGAGUUUCAUGGGGAUUUGCUUCAGCGCUGAAGAGCAGUUCCAAUUUUCUCAGCAGCAAAACUAUCAGAAGGAGAAGUCAUCAGGCAAAAAAUCAGCAGUGUAUCUAAUGAAUUCAGAAUGUAAAGAAUCAUCAGUUGGUGGCAAACCGAGUCCAAGUGGGUUGCCUUUGCCUCCUAAAAACAUCAAAGAUCUUCAGACAACACCUGGAUACGAGAAUGUGGAUAUAUUCACCUACCAAGAGAUGAAAUUGGCUACGAAGCAGUUCAGGCCUGAUUACAUUCUUGGCGAGGGUGGUUUUGGUGUUGUCUACAAAGGUCUUAUUGAUGACAAUGUCAGGCCUGGUUAUAACUCCACCAAAGUUGCCAUCAAAGAACUUAAUCCUGAAGGCUUUCAGGGAGAUCGAGAGUGGCUGGCUGAAGUUAACUAUUUAGGACAGCUUAGUCAUCCAAACUUGGUCAAGCUCAUUGGCUACUGCUGUGAAGAUGAACACAGAUUAUUAGUCUAUGAGUACAUGUCACUGGGAAGCCUCGAGAAACAUCUUUUCCGAAGAGUUGGAUGCACUUUGACAUGGUCGAAAAGAGUGAAGAUCGCUCUAGACGCAGCCAAGGGUCUCGCUUUUCUUCAUGGUGCUGAACGCUCCGUCAUAUAUCGGGAUCUCAAGACAGCCAACAUAUUGCUUGACGAGUGUUACAAUGCUAAGCUCGCAGACUUUGGACUAGCGAAAGAUGGUCCAAGAGGAGAUCAAACACACGUGUCAACACGUGUUAUGGGCACUUACGGAUACGCUGCUCCUGAGUAUGUAAUGACAGGACAUUUGACAUCUAGAAGUGAUGUUUAUGGAUACGGGGUACUUCUCCUUGAGAUGCUCCUUGGGAAGAGGGCAAUGGACAAAAGCAGACCUUGCCGGGAACAUAACUUGGUCGAGUGGGCACGACCGCUAUUGAAUCACAACAAAAAGCUUUUGAGGAUCAUAGACCCUCGAAUGGAUGGGCAAUACACCACUAAGGCGUUGAUGAAAGUAGCCGAUUUGGCAUACCAAUGCUUAAGCCAAAACCCAAAAGGAAGGCCCCUCAUGAGUCAUGCGGUACAAGUCCUCGAGACCCUCAAGGAAGAUGGCGAUGCUCAGGGGGAAGUCAUGGCUAGUCUCCAUAGCAGAGGCAAGUCCGUAACCUUACAUGAAGCUGCUCCUAGUGAUUCCCAAGGUACAAGAAACGUGGAUGGGGAUGGGCAGGGGCAGAGGAGGAGAAGACCGGAAAGUGGUAGAAGCAAGAGCGAAGCCUCCGUUGAUACUGACCUAUAUGUUUCUGCUCUCGUUUCAUCUGAUCCGAACGCUACUAAAACUUAGAAGACUCGAGACUUAAAAGAUUCUCAUUCAAAAAAAAAGAGACUUAAAAGAUUCGCAAGUGAUUUGAGAAUGUAAGAAACUAGCAGAGCUUGGUUAAGUGUAUACGUAAGUUGAGUCUUGGUUUUGGGAUACUUGUUUUGUUUAUGGGAUUACAAAUAUUAGCGCAA
Messenger RNA from Brassica oleracea var. oleracea, 1759 nucleotides. Its product is annotated as serine/threonine-protein kinase At5g01020-like. Gene Ontology annotation, biological process: protein phosphorylation. The coding region runs from base 255 to 1592 and encodes 445 amino acids. The record is from RefSeq and is a predicted model, not a curated record. Lineage: Eukaryota; Viridiplantae; Streptophyta; Magnoliopsida; Brassicales; Brassicaceae. The transcript has 6 exons. Gene Ontology annotation, molecular function: ATP binding; protein kinase activity.